Molecule: messenger RNA, 1992 nt
Organism: Malassezia globosa CBS 7966
Lineage: Eukaryota; Fungi; Basidiomycota; Malasseziomycetes; Malasseziales; Malasseziaceae
Exons: 5
Coding region: 1-1992 (663 amino acids)
Biological process (GO): base-excision repair, AP site formation; 'de novo' UMP biosynthetic process; base-excision repair
Cellular component (GO): nucleus
Molecular function (GO): DNA-(apurinic or apyrimidinic site) endonuclease activity; orotate phosphoribosyltransferase activity; DNA binding
Source: RefSeq, a predicted model, not a curated record
AUGUCGGCUGCUACGCAAACAUACGAAGAACGUGCCGUGAAGCAUACGAAUGCUUGUGCGAAGAGUCUGCUUGAGACCAUUGCUCGGAAGCAGUCGAACUUGUGUGUGAGUGUGGACGUGACGACGAAAGAAGACUUUUUGGCCGUCGUCGACGCAGUUGGCCCGUUUGUGGCUCUGAUCAAGACACACAUUGAUAUUCUUGAAGAUUUUGACGAGGACCUGAUUGAAAAGCUCGCACAGCUAAGUGUGCGCGACAACUUUUUGAUCUUUGAAGACCGCAAGUUUGCCGAUAUCGGAAAUACAGUGAGCCUUCAGUACGCGGCUGGUGUGCAUCGCAUUGUGCGCUGGUCGCAUAUGACCAAUGCGCACCUCAUUUCUGGCCCUGGCGUCAUUUCUGGACUGGCUUCCGUCGGCCUUCCUUGGCAGCGAGGUCUCCUGCUGCUAGCAGAGAUGAGCACAAAGGGUAGUCUGACAACAGGUGCCUAUACAACUGCCAAUGUUCAGGCUGCGAUGCAGGACGAGUCGCAGUUCGUGUUUGGCUUUAUUGCUAUGCACCGGGUGCAUGAAGACCCUGCCCACAUACCACCCGACGCCACGCCUGAGCAGCGUGCGAAAGACCUGCUAAUCCUAACGCCUGGUGUGGGUAUGGAUGUUCAAGGCGAUGGCAAAGGACAGCAGUACCGCACACCGCAGCAAGUCAUCAAGGAAAGUGGAUGUGAUGUCAUGAUUGUGGGUCGUGGCAUUUACGGCGCACUUUUGAAUUCUGAUGCGCCUCGUUCUGAGGCGAUCGAGCAAGUCAAAGCACAGGCUCAGCGCUACCGUGAGGCCGGAUGGCAGGCGUACUUGGAGCGUGUGCAGCCGCGCAACACACAGCACUUACGUCGUUCACGUCGUGGCAUUCGACCCCUUCAUACAAAUACAGCCACAGUAGUCGCGGCGACGGCGUCUCGGGCUCAAGACCACCAAUCCAGUACGCCAGACAUGCUGAGUGUGAAACGGGAAGCCACACCACCAAUGCUACCUCUUUCCCAGACGCGAUCAUCGCCGGUGAAAAAGAUCAAAAUGGAACUUACUGAGGAUGAGGCACAAAAGAUUCAAGUGCCUCGGCGCUGGCAGGAGGUGUAUGCGCUUCUUUCGAAGGAGCGGCAGCAUAUCAUCACGCCCGUUGACACCAUGGGAUGUGAAGAGAAUGGUCAGGAAGAUCGACGUGCGGAUCGUGGACGACGUCGUGCAGAUGGCACAGAAGAAAGUGACGAUGACAAGGCACGUCGUUUGCGCUUUACGACCCUCGUAAGUCUGAUGCUCAGCUCGCAGACGAAAGACCCUGUCACAGCCGAUGCCGUGUAUAAACUGCAGACGCGAUUGCCUGACGGCUUGACGCUAGUAUCGUUACGGGAUGCACCUCCUGAGCAAAUCACCGACUGCAUCGCGAAAGUGAGCUUUUAUCGGCGCAAGACCGACUAUUUAAAGACGAUGACUCGUAUACUCGAAGAGAAGCACCAUGGUGACGUACCUCAGACAGUCGAUGAGCUGUGCGAGAUCCCAGGUGUCGGCCCAAAAAUGGCAUUUCUUCAAAUGCAGAGUAUGGGCUUGAAUGUAGGAAUCGGCGUCGAUACACAUGUGCACCGAAUAUCGAACCGGCUUGGUUGGUGCAAGACCAAGACACCCGAGCAGACACGCCUUGCGCUUCAGAGCUGGCUUCCUAGAGAUUUACAUGGUGUGAUUAACAAACAAAUGGUAGGCUUUGGCCAGGUGAUUUGCCUGCCGGUAAGCCCACGUUGCGAUCUAUGUUAUAUUGGUCAAGCAAAGCUGUGUCCAUCGUACAGAAGAGUGGAUCCUAAGACAGUGGGCAAACGAGUGCCAGUUUACUAUGUGGAUGGAACCGUCGAUCGUGGCGACGGCCGCGUACCUGUUGAUGACCAGAAAACGCAUGAGAAUCCAACUGAUGCUGCUAUUGAAGCUGCUCGAAAAGACAAGGCUCUCGAAUGGUGA